This is a messenger RNA of Corylus avellana, 4155 nucleotides long. NCBI's taxonomy places the organism in Eukaryota, Viridiplantae, Streptophyta, Magnoliopsida, Fagales, Betulaceae. The record is from RefSeq and is a predicted model, not a curated record.
AUGUGGUUCGGCGAGGGAUGUUUGGAUGGAGUCAUGGAGAGCAAUCGGAAACUGCAGAAGAGUUCUCUGGAAGCCCCUUCUUUUGCUGAAAUUUUUGAACAACUCGUUGACCUGUUGGAUCCAGAGGAGAUGCAACUCUUUGCUACUGUUGCACGUCUACUCUGGCUAAGAAGAAAUGCUUUUGUCUUUGGUGGUCCAUUCUCAGCUCCGACUGAAUUGAUUCGUCAGGCAAAGGAUCAAAUUGCAGCUUUUGUAGAGGCUAACGUCGUCAGGGGCAGGGAGCAACUCGCAUGCCAUAUUAACUCCAAAUGGCAAAAACCUGUGGCAGGAUUUUAUAAACUGAACUGGGAUGCGUCUCUUGAUGGGGGGCGAAGACGUAUUGGGAUUGGCGUAGUGGUGAGAAAUCACGAAGGUGUUCUACUGGCAUCAUUGUGUACGACCAAAGACUAUAUUUCGGAUCCAGGCAAUGCAGAAGCGUUAGCAGCUUGGUAUGCGGCAGAGCUGACCCAACGGCUUGGUUUGGAGCGUGUUGUAUUGGAAGGAGAUGCACUGGGAGUGAUCAACGUUUUCAACCAAGAGGGGCCAUGGAUGGGAAGCUACGGCCAUAUUAUACUACAUGCUAAGCAAUUGCUUGGAAACUGCAAGGAGUGGAAGGUUAGUCAUGUCCGUCGUACCGUCUUGCCGUUCCCCCGACCGCUUUCUUCCCUACCAUCUCCAUUUGCAGCGUUCCCUGCUUGGGUUGAAACGGGUUGGGUGCUAGAUCGGUUUGCCUUCGACCGAUCCUCCGUCCUCCACCUAGCUUCCCCCGACGCCUGCCCACCUCCUUGCUUCCCGGUUCCGCCGGGCCCAUCCCACCUUUUGCAAGAGUUCCGUCAAUCCGAAUGGCCUGGCGAUCUAACAAUGUGCGAUCAACAACAGCAGAAACUCUCCCAGACCCACAAGCGGAGGUGGCGGUUGGCUUUCACAGCCAUAUACUUCACCAGGGUUCUUCUUUCUUUGUCCAAGAAAGUAAUUAACAAGAAUGGCCCUCUAUUGCGCACCCUCUCUUACGUUGCCAUUGAUAUGCCGCCUGCCGCAGGCGCCGCCGCCGAGGAGGGUUCCUUGCCCCAAAAACCCGUUUCGCUUUUCAACGUUGAUCCCAAAAUAUUGAGUGACAUGGUAAGGGACAAAAACUUUGAGUCUUUGAAUCACUUUGGAGGGGUUAAACAGCUUGUUUUGGUCCUUCAAACUGAUGUGAAACGUGGAAUUAAUGGUAGCGAGGCUGAUGUUGUACGUAGGAGGAGUGUUUUUGGUGCCAAUAAAUACCAAAAACCACCACCAAAAAGCUUUCUUAGUUUCGUGAUUGAAGCAUUAAAAGAUACAACUAUAAUCAUUCUUUUGGCAUGUGCUGUACUUUCUCUAGCCUUUGGUAUCAAGCAAGAUGGGUGGAAAGAUGGGUGGUACGAUGGUGGGAGUAUCAUUGUUGCUGUCGUUUUGGUUGUUGCCGUGUCUGCUGUGAGCAACUUUAAGCAAUCAAAGCAAUUUGACAAGCUUUCAACGAAGAGGAGUGAUAUAAGAGUAGAAGUUGUGAGAGAUGGGAGGCGGCAGCCUAUAUCCAUCUUUGAAGUUGUUGUGGGUGAUAUCGUCUGCUUGAAGAUCGGCGAUCAGAUUCCGGCGGAUGGGUUGUUCUUGGAAGGGCAUUCCUUGAUGGUGGAUGAGUCUAGCAUGACCGGUGAAAGCGACCACAUUGAGAUCCCUGAAACACGAUAUCCAUUUUUGCUCUCUGGCACAAAGGUGACCGAUGGCAUUGGUUUCAUGCUUGUGACUUCUGUGGGCAUGAACACCGUGUGGGGCGAGAUGAUGAGUUCAAUAACCGGUGCCUUGAAUGAGGAGACGCCACUGCAGGCACGGCUGAACAAGCUGACUUCAUGUAUUGGGAAGGUUGGGUUGGCUGUGGCUGCACUCGUUCUUGCAGUUCUGCUAAUUCGGUACUUCACAGGAAACACAAAAGAUGACAGUGGAAACAAGGAAUUUAAUGGCAGCAAGACGAAGUCUGAUGAUGUGCUGAAUGCAGUGGUGAAAAUUGUUGCCGCUGCUGUCACUAUCAUCGUGGUGGCUAUUCCAGAAGGCCUGCCUUUAGCUGUGACUCUAACUCUGGCUUAUUCGAUGAAGCGUAUGAUGACUGAUCAAGCCAUGGUCAGAAAACUAUCUGCCUGUGAGACAAUGGGCUCCGCCACAACAAUCUGCACGGACAAAACAGGCACCCUUACAUUAAACGAAAUGAAAGUAACAGAGUUUUGGAUUGGAAAGGAAGCAGUGAAGGAUGAUGUAACAUCUUUGGAUAUGGAAGGUAAUGUUCUUAAACUACUGCACCAAGCCGUUGGUCUAAACACAACAGGUACAAUUUACAAACAACAUUCUGUAUCCGAUCCUGAAAUUUCUGGUAGCCCAACGGAGAAAGCAAUACUUUCUUGGGCUUUUUUUAAUUUGUGUAUGAACUUGGAAGAACUUGAGAAUAAUUAUGACAUCAUGCAUAAAGAGACUUUCAACUCUAUGAAAAAGAGAAGCGGUGUUUUGGUGAAGAGCAACAGUGAGAAUACAAUUCAUACUCAUUGGAAGGGAGCUGCUGAGAUGAUACUGGCAUCGUGUUCAACUUAUUAUAACAAAGCAGGGAUGCUGAAAGCAAUGGAGUCGGAAGAAAGACGGCAGCUUGAGACUAUUAUUAACAACAUGGCAGCAAAAAGCCUCCGAUGCAUUGCCUUUGCUUACAAAGAAAUAGGGGAAGAAAGCGAGCUGAUUCUUGAGAAUAACCUUGAAGAAAACGGACUGUCAUUAUUAGGAUUAGUUGGCUUGAAGGACCCGUGUCGAAAAGGAGUCAGAAAAGCUGUAGAAUCAUGCAAAGCUGCUGGCGUGAACAUCAAAAUGAUCACCGGCGAUAAUGUGCACACAGCAAGGGCUAUAGCCAUUGAAUGCGGGAUUCUGAAUCCUGAUGGGGAUUUGGGUAAUGAAGCAGUUUUAGAAGGGGUAGAAUUUAGAAAUUACUCACCGGAAGAGAGAAUGGAAAAGAUCAACAAAAUCCGUGUAAUGGCCAGGUCAUCCCCUCUUGACAAGCUUUUGAUGGUGCAGUGCUUGAAGCAGAAAGGCCACGUGGUCGCAGUCACAGGUGAUGGAACCAACGAUGCUCCUGCUCUAAAGGAAGCAGACAUUGGGCUUUCCAUGGGGAUUCAAGGAACUGAAGUUGCAAAAGAGAGUUCGGAUAUUGUAAUCUUGGACGACAAUUUUGAAUCUGUGGUAACAGUGUUGAAAUGGGGAAGGUGUGUCUACAACAACAUUCAAAAGUUCCUUCAGUUUCAGCUCACAGUGAAUGUCGCCGCUCUUGUCAUCAACUUUGUUGCAGCUGUUUCCUCUGGUAAGAUUCCAUUGACUACAGUCCAGCUAUUAUGGGUGAAUCUAAUAAUGGACACCUUGGGAGCUUUAGCCUUGGCCACAGAGAAACCCACUAAUCAUCUCAUGAAAAAGCCGCCUGUUGGCAGAUCAGAGCCACCAAUAACCAGAAUCAUGUGGAGGAAUCUCAUUGCUCAGGCUUUGUAUCAGAUAACCAUCUUACUGGUUUUACAAUUCAAAGGAAGGUCCAUCUUUGGUGUAGACGAGAAUGUUAACAACACCCUGAUUUUCAAUACUUUUGUCCUCUGCCAAGUCUUCAACGAAUUUAAUGCAAGGGAGCUGGAGAAGAAGAAUAUAUUCACAGGGUUGCUUCAGAACAGGUCGUUUUUAGCAAUCAUUGGAAUCACCAUAGUUCUUCAAUCGGUAAUGGUGGAGAUUCUGAAGAGGUUUGCCAAUACUGUGAGGCUAGAUUGGGGGGAAUGGGGUGCCUGCAUUGGACUUGCUGCUUUGUCUUGGCCAAUUGGUUGGCUCGUCAAGUGUAUUCCAGUUUCUGCAUCUUGAAACACUAGCUAAGAUUAGCUCACUUUUUAGGUUCCUUGUUAUUCAGCUUUUCAUGGCAAGAAAGAGUUUCUUAUUUCAAAUUUAUGUAAAUAUUGAAUCUACUUAAUUACUAGCAAUAAGCUCUUCAUGUAUGUCAUGAUUGGUAUUCGUGCCUGAUUAAAUAGAGUUUGGAUUAGAGAAAUCCCAGCAUGUAUCUAUGGUAUUUUGUCAGCUAGGAGAAAUUAAUCUAUG